This is a messenger RNA of Xyrauchen texanus (razorback sucker), 4258 nucleotides long. RefSeq names its product family with sequence similarity 89 member A (gene fam89a). Bases 161 to 688 code for a protein of 175 amino acids. The transcript has 2 exons. NCBI's taxonomy places the organism in Eukaryota, Metazoa, Chordata, Actinopteri, Cypriniformes, Catostomidae. The record is from RefSeq and is a predicted model, not a curated record.
GGACAGGAAGUGCGAGUUCCAGCCCUACAGAUUAUAGGUGUUGUUCGGAGCUUUGGUUUUUGUAUGGAUUUUUCGACGUUACGUAAAAGUCUUUAAGGAAACUAACACAUGCUACUAUACACACGUCUGUAAAUCCAGCGUGAUAUUUGUGAACGUUAGUAUGAAUGGUAAGGUUGGGAAUGCAGCAGCGGGCGGCAUAUUGGCCUGUAUCGAAGGUCUACCGCCGCUGCCCAAAAGCCUGAGCGGACUGCUGAACUCCAGCGGCGGAUCGUGGCGAGAGAUGGAGAGGAUGUACGUGAAGAAGACCAUGAUUCAGGACGACCUGAGCCGUGGAAGAAAUAACACUGAGAGUUUGCUGGCGAAUAAACCAGCAAACCUGGAUGCCGCCUUGGCUCUGCUCAGAAAAGAGAUGGUGGGUUUGCGGCAGCAGGACAUGUCCCUACUCUGUCAGCUCUGGUCUCUUCAUGAGUCCAUCCAGGAGUACAAGGGCAGCUGCCAAGACCUCUCUGCCGUGUCCAGUGCCGAUGGACCAUACGGCAUGGAGAAUGGUUAUUUUGACGAAGAUGAGGAAUAUUAUGCUGAAUCCGGUAUGACACCAGCUGAAACACCAGAUGGAAAUGAUAUGUCACCCAAAAAUGGGACGUCCAAGGAUAGUUGGAUACAUGACUCUUUCCAAAUCACAAUAUAAAAGACAAACUUUGGGGGGUUGUUUGUUUUUUCUUUAAUGAAAGGAAUAAUUCACCCAAAAAUGUAAAUUCUCUCAUUAUUUACUCACCCUCAUACCAUCCAAGAUGCGCAUGACUUUUUCUUCUGCAGAAAACAAAUACAUUUUUUUAGAAGAAUAUUCAGCUCUGUAGGUCCAUACAAUGCAAGUGAAUGGUGCCAAAAUGUUGAUGUUACAAAAAUCACACAAAGGCAGUAUAAAAGCAAUCCAUACAACUCCUGUGGUGAAAUCCAUAUUUUCUGAAGCAAUUUGAAUGGUGUUUGUGAGAAACAGAUUACAAUAUUAACAAUAUUAAAGUACAUUUUCUCAGAAAUUCAUCUCCCUGCCCAAAGGGGGUGUAUGCAUGAAGAAUGUGAAUCACCAAAAACACAAGAAUGUGAAAGUUAAAGUGGAGGCUGACUGAGCAGGAACAAUUUGUAGUAAAAAUGAACUUAAAUAUUAAUCAGUUUCUCACCCAUACCAUUCAUAUUGCUUCAUAAAUAUGGAUUUCACCACUGGAGUCAUAUGGAUUACUUUUAUACUGCCUUUAUGUGAAUUGAAGCAUCAAAAUUUUGGCACCAAUUCACUUGCAUUGUAUGGACCAAAAAAAGCUGAGAAAUUCUUCAAAAAAUUUUUUAAUUUGUGUUCUGCUGAAGAAAGUUACACACAUCUGGGAUGGCAUACAGGUGAGUAUAUACUGAGAGCAUUUACAUUUUGGGAAUGAAAACGAGCUGUGCCAUAAUUUCAUUUGCUGGCAAUGUUUAGAUUUACAACAGGCUCUUUGAAUAAGAAAUUAGAAACAAGGAUUAUUAUUUAUUGUAUAAUACUGUUGGAAAUUGGACAUUGGAAAUUUUAUGAAAUCUUUUUUAUAAGGGGAGAAGCAUAUCGUUUUAUAGUGAUGUUUACAGUAAUGCAUGUAUAAACUUGUGAGUUUAAAGAAAUUGGUUUGACUUGAUGCUUCGCUCAACUGGAUUUAGUAUUAUAUCUCGCUGAAUGCUUGAACUGCUACUACUUACCUCACUGGAAUGUAAUCCAAGGUAUAACCAGCAAAAAAACUACAGCAUCACCCCAAAAAACUGUGGAGACUAACUAAUUAAUGCCUUCUUUGAACUUAUACACAUUCAUGUAAGUAUAUUGUUGAUCAGCUGCAUUGAACUUCACAACAUUUCCACCUUAUGUAACCCUAUGGUAGAUCGUGUAUUGUAGAUGUUUUAUUUAUUUACUUAUAGUUGCUGCUCAAAGUCUUCCAUUGCCUCUCAGAACAUUUCAUGGGAGUUAUCGCUGUGUAUCCUUUUCAAAUGUCAAGUGACUUGCAUUUAUAUUAAUGUCACCCGUAUUGAUAAUGUGAGAUAAUAAACCAGUGGCAUAAGUAAAUCAGCCUUGCUACCAAAAAGAAUCACUGUGCAUAGUAUAUGGUGAAUGUGAUAUCAUAACAUACACAUUAAGGAGUUAUAUAUGCAGUCAGAUCAUGUAAGCAUUUCUUAAAUGUUUUUGAUGUGUGGACAGGGUUGGGGAGUAAUGGAAUACAUGUAAUGGGAUUACGUAUUUCAAAUACAAAAUAUUAGUAACUGUAUUCCACUACAGUUACAGUUUAAAUCAUUGGUAAUUAGAAUACAGUUACUUUCAAAUUAUUUUGAUUACUGAAGAGAUUACUUUGCAUUUUUUUGUCAUUUGUUUCAUUUAAUAUUUGGUCCUUUCAGAUGGAAAAAUGUAUACAUAUAAAUGAUGUGAUCCAAAGUGCAUUUGAACAGCAGUGAAACACUUUCUUAUGAUGUGUUACAUUCAAACGAGCAGACAGAGAAGUAAGUUUGGAGUAGAAGGAAUAUAAAUAAACCUUGUGUAACUUGUCAGCUUUACGCCAAGCUAAAAUGCUAUUUCUAGCCAUUUUACAUGCACGAUCAUGUUUUUUUUAUCAAGAAAAUUCACAUUAGAUCAUAAUUUCUUUUUUUCUUUAAGACCUUUGAUCUUAGGGUAAAAAUCUUCUUCUUGAUGAUAAUUUUUUUUAUUGUUUUCCUGUAAAAAAUAUCUAAAAAUCCUUAAAACAAGAUCAAUUUGAGUUAUAUUGUUUUAGUAACAACACCGCAUAAGAUAUUUAGGUUUUUCAGAGAUGUAUUUUUAACGUGUAUUUUGUCUUGCUCUACUGGCAGAGUUUUUGUAGUCAAAACAAGUGAAAAAAAAAUCUACCAGUGCUGAAUUAAUGCAAAGUAUUUAGAAUAUGUUACUGACCUUGAGCAAUCUAACGGAAUACGUAACAAAUGCAAUUUUACAGCAUGUAAUCUGUAGUGGAAUACGUUUAAAAAGUAGCCCUCCCAAACCUGUGUUUGGGGAAUAUCAUACUGCCUGUUAUGCAAAACAUGUCUUCAAACAUCAGUUCUAUAUGAAUAAGAACUGAGGACAGUGCUGUGUAUCUUUCAUUUAUUGAGAAUGUCAAUGGUAUAGUUCACACAAACAUACAAAUUUUGUCACUUAUCCUCAAGUUGUUUCAAACCUAUAUGGCAUUAUUUCCUCCAUGGAACACAGAAGAUUUAGACCAAGGAGGAAGGAAGGAAAUCAUGAGGGUUUGGAACAACAUGAGUGUGAGUGAUGACCGAAUUUUAAUUUCUACGUAAACUAUGCUUUUAAUACCAGCAGAGAGAGAAUUUGUUCUACCUCCUGUGUGUUUGAGCUCUGAGGUGUGAUGGUAGCCAUUUUAUUCUCACACCAGCAGACACGAUCAAGUAGAUGCUUGCUAAUUCUCAGCAGUUACCCAAAUAGAUACUAUAUAAUUUUAACAAUCAACACUGGUGCUUAUUUACCAAGUCUCAAUUCAAUUCUGACUUGCUCUUCAAAGUUAUAAUCUUUGGUUUUGGCUAAAUACUGACCAUAAUUGUAAAGACAGUCAGACAAAAAACAAAAAGGGUCCUGUUAUGCAACCAGCAAGUCUUUAGGUGCUUUGACCAAAAGCAGCACUGAGUAAAGUACUUCACACAGAGUGCCUUGACACACCUAGGCUUUGAAACCAGGUGUUUUUGCAGCCACUGGCACUGUAAUUAUCUUAUCUCAUAUCUGUAUCCAGCAUCUUUGUACAUCAGCUCAUCCAUAUUCCAUUAUUCUCAUUGCAUCCAGCAAAAGAAGAAAUUCCAGAAAACACUGAUAAUGUCUCACCAUCCAUCUUAUUACUUUCUACCCUGCAGUGAUUUAUAUCUUUGAUCCUGUUGUUUUCUUGCUUUGAAAUCCCCACUUGGUUUUUGCAAUUUGCAUAGAAGUCAGUAAAAGUAAUUUUCUUCUUGUUUGAUCUCUUUGUGAAUUGGUGGUUUGUGAAUUGCUUUCUUCAGUUGUUUUGUAUACAAAGAUGCUGAAUUAUUUUGUUAGAUGGCAUUUGCGCAUUCGACUUCAGACGUCAGUCUGUGUUCUUGAAACUUUUUCAAAGGUCUGGGAUGUGAAACAUAUGUUGAUGCAAUUUGAACUGUUACUUCAUAUUUGCAUUUUUCCAAAAGACCUUGCUAUGGACAGUUUUGCAGGAAUAACUUUUGUAUGUUUAAUCGUGUGGUAGUUAUACAAAAAUAAAUAUAAUCA